This is a messenger RNA of Suillus subaureus, 1527 nucleotides long. RefSeq lists its product as uncharacterized. NCBI's taxonomy places the organism in Eukaryota, Fungi, Basidiomycota, Agaricomycetes, Boletales, Suillaceae. The transcript has 11 exons. Bases 1 to 1527 code for a protein of 508 amino acids. The record is from RefSeq and is a predicted model, not a curated record.
AUGGAUCAUCGACCUUGUUCUGUUCAGACAUCUUCAGCAGUACCCAACGUUCGUCCACCAGGAGCAAUUACUCUUCGCCCAAUCGUUGCAUCACAGAUUGAUAGGUACGGCAGGAAUAUCACUCAAAGUAAAAUUUUCCAUGUGUUCGAAGUUAGCCCAGGGCCAGACAAUUUUACGGAAUCAUCAACAAAAGUUGCCAACUGGUUGCAGCUUACUCACCCUGAGGGCGCCCGCUUCUUCUUUAACCCGCUUCAGAAAGUCUUCACUGAUCAGAAUAUUUUGGAGAAUAACCUUGCACUCGAGAUCCUCGCUGCAGCUGAGCAAGCGAAUCAAAUGGCGGCAGAGAGUGGCAAGGUUUGUGCGACAAUGGAGCUUGCUAUCGAGAAGCGCUCCGAAGGCGUCUUUGGGUACUAUUUUGUAGAUCAUGAUGCGCGGAUUAUCUUCUGGCCUGAGAUUGUCCAAUCCAGGGAGCUUAUGAUCCAUGUACGAGGUGUCACUGACAAAAGUCACAUUAGAUAUGCACUGGAGGCCCAAUACUGGAAACAUUGCACCUUGUUCCCGAACAUGCGUGCUCUUCCCGGACAGGCAGUCGAUUGUUUGCGAGAUAUCAUUACUUAUGCUCAUGCCGAAUCAAUCACGUCUCAAACAUCCCUUUCUCCCUUCGACCUGGAUGAGCUCUCACACAUGCUCAAUGUUGUUGAACACGCGAAAGGUCAGCUUCUCAGGAGUAUCGUCUUUGGGAUCCGUCUUGAUCAGAAGCAGAUAACAUCGGCAAAGUCAACGAACACUCUGUCUGUAUCGUCGCGUGGUGCCCGUCUUGAUGCUGAUCAAUCGCUGUAUGAUAGUAACAGCGAGAAGGAGCCCAAGCACAUCUUAGUUCGUAUUUUGAACGUUGCACUGUUCAACUCUCCGCACAUCCACAGCGAAUCCAUUCACAAUGUUUGGGUAGACAAUACUGUGGUCCAACCUAGGUGGAAGAAGUUCAUCAGCCAAUUAAAUGGCGAGUGGAGCAGCUUCACUGUGUUUUCAACUGUGAUGCUCGCUGUGGAUGUUAGUUUCCUCGCAGUACCUGGAGUAGAUAAUCCCACCACUCAGUCAAAACCAGCCGCAACGAUUGUUAUUUACCUGUCAACGCUUUGCGCAAUGGGUUCGCUCGUGAUUUCCCUUGUCCUGGCGGGUCAAUUUAGCGACAGUAGACGGAGCUCAGCUGGUAGUGUGGCCAAUUUCAUGGAUUCGAUGUCCAAAUCGCUCCUUGGCAUCGAAAGCCUCGCCUUUAUGCUCAGCCUGCCAUUUGCUCUCCUUAUCUGGGGAAUGAUUUUCUUCGCAAUCGGACUCUCGAUCCUCAUCUUUUAUACUACCGAUAUCGUUGCAUUGACUGUUGUCAUUCCCGUAUGGGCGGUUGUUGUCCUCCUCACGACGUGGCCAGUCUUUGCAGCUAAUAACCUCCACGUCUCUGCCGUUGCUAUGCGAGCCGUCAAGUCCUGGAAAGACAUCAUGAGGCACAUGGUCAUCAUACGAAGGCAAUGA